Molecule: messenger RNA, 2821 nt
Organism: Egretta garzetta (little egret)
Lineage: Eukaryota; Metazoa; Chordata; Aves; Pelecaniformes; Ardeidae
Gene: LITAF
Product: lipopolysaccharide induced TNF factor
Biological process (GO): regulation of cytokine production
Molecular function (GO): zinc ion binding
Source: RefSeq, a predicted model, not a curated record
UGGAGGCGGGAGCCAGGCUCGGGCGGAAAGCGCCCCUUUCCGCGGGGAAUCGUCUGGAGAGCGGCGCAGCAGAAGUUUAUUUCAAAAAGGCCCUGCCCGGCCCCAGGGAAGGGGUUUACCGGCCUGACCAAGACCCCAGUUGAAGCCGCUCGUGAUUGUUUCGAGACUGUUGAUUACUUCGUGAAAAUUCUGCUGGUAUUCCCAGUGGAUCUUUUCCUGGACUGAAAAGAUCAGAUACAACAGUAUCUGUACAGCCAGCAACUUUCUGCUGUGUGUAACAAACGUGCAACAAUCCAAAUACAAUGUCUGCUCCGAGUGGUGUCCCUGUCCCAUCUGCACCACCUUCCUAUGCAGAAACAACAGGAAUCAAUGUGAGCUAUCCUCACCCCUAUCCUGUCCCAGCGCCUGGCCAGAAACCAGAUGGGAAGGGAAUGAACCCCCCCCCAUACAUGGGGCAGCCUGUACCAGCAAAUAACCCCGUUACAGUUCAGACAGUGUAUGUGCAGCAACCGGUAGUAUUUUAUGACCGCCCAGUUCAGAUGUGCUGCCCUUCCUGUAACCAGAUGAUAGUGACACGUCUCUCGUAUGACUCAGGAGCUUUGACUUGGCUGUCAUGUGGUGGCCUCUGCCUGCUGGGGUGUAUAGCUGGCUGCUUAAUUCCCUUCUGCAUUGAUGCCCUAAAGGAUGUGGAUCACACCUGUCCGAACUGCAACGCUCUUGUUGGUUCUUACAAACGUUUAUAGGCAGUGUUUAAACAUUGAUAAUUGAUUGAUGAAGUUGGUUAGCGCCUCUACAAGCCCUUUCUGAAGCUUCAUGGAGACUUCUGGUUGUUUCUGUGCAUCACUGGAAACCAAUCACAAGUAAUGUUUAUUGCUAGACUGUUUGAAUAAGAAUUCGCUUGAGGGCAUUCUGACUUAGGUCUGUAAAAAGUAUAUGUAAUGUUUAUGGGCCACUCAGUCCAGAACCAGUUAAUGGUUUCUUUUUCUGCUUUAUGGAAAACAGGUUGGCGAUGUUCUUCAGUUAGUCUUGUCUUGAUCAUGUUGCAUGCUUGUGUGCAUGCUUACGGUCCCAGCACAGACCAAGAGGAGAACGUCUGUGGAGACCUAUAUGGUCUCAUAGUUGGUGUUGAUGCUUUUGCAACAGCACUGUUUACAAAAUGGCAGGGAGUUGCUUGCUUCUGAGACAGGUGCCCUUCCUUGACAAAAGAAGUGAUUUUCUCAUGAGCACUAAAAUUCACUUUAAAACUUUCUUAGUUGAAAGAGAACCAAACCUAAAGGCUUCUUCCUUCUUGGAGGCUGCUUUACCAAAUGGACAACUUGGGUUAUUGUGCAUCAAUGGUGAUUCAAUCUAGUACCUGAAUUUCCUUGCCAGUUUUAAGUCUAGUCAUAUCUCUACUCUGCAGUAAAGAUGUUCAUACAGGAAUUUUUAAUAGAUAUUUUUUCAGUGUUUUUUGUUUGGUUCGUUUUUUUUUUUUUUUACUGCUGAUCUGUGAAAUGUUCUCUUCUCUCCACCCCAGUGAAAAUGUCCGUAGGGCCUUGGUUAUAGCAUUGGAAAACUUCCUUUUACGUUUACUUAAGUCAACUGGUGCAUCAUAAACAGACCUCAGCCUUAUCUCAAGGCUUGAAUUCCACCUGCAAAACACAGAUACAGGACCUGUGCUUUUAAUUGUUGAUCUGUUUGUUAAUUACUGUUUCUCCAUUAAGAAGGUAACAUGUUUGUUAAGGAGUUUCUCUGAUUAUUAUUUAGACUUGUACUCUGAUUCUUCUAAAUGAAGGAGAUGUUUUGUUUUCAGAAACUUAAGCUGGAUAUGCUUACUUAAGAUGACGAUCACAAAAAAUUAGGGAAUGAGGCAUUGAAGGUUGAAGUAUUUUACCAUGUCAUAAGCAGCCAAAUAACAUCUUGAUGUGUUUGAAUGGUACCUGUCUAGAGAAGGCAGACAGGUGUUUGAACAAGGCUACGAUGCUAAUGCUGUAUUAAUCUCUGUAAAAGUAAAAAGCUAAAAUAAAUACAAAUAAAAAAUACUGCAUUUACUGUUCUUGCCAAAUGUGCCUUCUAUAAAUAUUUGGUGUAAGUUAACUUUUCAAAAGUCUUUCAACAGUUAACAUUUGAAAUCCAGGAGUUUAGUGGAUCACAAAAACAGCUUCUAGGCCUUGUGUUAAUUCGUUUUGUAAACUGUUGCUGCUUGUGUGUCAGUCUGCAAGUGGCUUAAGAGCUUCCUUUUGCAUUUGGAAAAGGUUUCUGAUCAUGUCUCCCUGUAACAUAAGAAUUUACAUCAGCAGCUACUAACUGGCAAGAGGUAAAAAGCUGGUAGUUUUGUACCUUUCCACUUUGAUGAUGCAAUACUACCUUGUGUUUUUUGUCUGCUGCUGCACUACCAUAGUGCUUUCAAUGUUCUUUAAGGGCUUGGGUGAUACUCCAUUGAAUUUUGUGUUCUGAUGACACAGGCACUGAUUCCAACUUACACAAGUUACAUGUGUUAAUGUAAAGCAGUAUUUCCUCCCCGCUGGAUUUCACAGGAAAUUUACUUCUUGUCAGCUUAUCAUCAGAGCAAGACAGGAAGAAGCAAUGAAACAUGCAGUGUUUCCAAACUUGAUGUUUGCUUGCAUGGUCAGGAGGAUUUUUAGUUCUUUUAGUACCCGUGUCAGUCUGGUCUGGAUAAUCCUGACAGAUAUUCAUUUGGUGAGUAAGUCUUCAAAUUUUUACUCCCUUAGCUCCCCUUUUUCUACAAAGUGAUAGUUGGAAAAUCUGAGGUGAUGGCACCAGAGUGCCGAACAACACUGACCAAAAAAAUUAUUAUGUGGAGUUUUCUUUGUUUUGUUUU